GUCUUCUAAACGUUAACGACUCUUCACACGGUUUCGAAUGGACAUGCACAGCUGGCAAUAGAAAUCAUAAGAAGAAAUAUCCAAUGUACUGGUUCUUUGAUCAGAAACAAAAAGAAUGUCAUCAAAGAUGUACAGGUCUAGACACUACAGAAUUGAAAACAAUUCCAAGCAACAAGCAUCUUGUUAGAUUAGCUUCCAAGUUUGGAAUUACUUUAUUUGGUGAAUUCAUCAUUCACAUGGGAUUGGAAACACAGGAAUAUUGCAAUAUACAACACCAGUAUGAAGCUAAUGGAGUACAUAGUGUUAUGUUCAUGGCAUUGGUAAAAUGUAUGAAAGACAUUGAAGCUAAACUGAAACGCCCAUCGUUGAAACCCAUUAGAGAUGCUCUGAUAGCAGUUAACUUGAACCAUCAUUUCCUAUGCCAGAUAUUCAGGGAAGACACUAGCCUGAAUGAUGUGUCUGAAAGCCGUCUGCAAAGCACUGUUGAUGAUGAUGUUUUAACAGAGCUACCAAAACAUAUUGGCAAUUGUGUUAUACACCUCGGAAUAGAAUUGGGACUUACUGUAGAAGAUAUAGAGGCAACCAUGUACAAUUACCCAAAAGAUAUGUACAGCCAAAUUGCAUCUGUACUACGCAUAUGGAAAACCUCAAGUCAGACUCCAACAGUUUUUGCUCUUAUGAAGGCACUGCAGCAUGUAAAAUCUGGUGGACUGACUUAUCUAUGUCAAAGGUACAACGUUUGUACUGAGGACUGAGUCAUGUCCUGACUCAUUGGAGUGACAAAGCACUUUAGUCUGUAUGUCAUGUGUUUGUCAUGUUUGUAAUACUAAUAUGAAAAAUAAUACAUAAUAUAAUCUUUUUUUUUUAUUUAAUUAAGCUUAUAUUUUCAUCAUUGAACAAUCUGCGCUUGUGACUUCCCUUUAGUUAGUUUUUGGCCAUCUAGCUCCUCGAAUGUUAAAGUAUUUAUGCAUCAGUAUCUUUUAAAUGUUAUGGGAUAUUGACUGUUCAGGAUAGGAGUUAAUAAAAAAAAAGCUUCGAUCGCAUCAAAAUUUUUAAAUAUUAUUUUCAUUUUGUAGAAUUUUGCUAGACGCCUAACUUAUAUAUUAUAUAUUAUCUUUCAUUGUACAUGCUUUAUAGAUAGUUGUUACUUUCUUUCAAAGAUAAGAAUCCUUUUCUGAAUGAUAACUCAUAUGCAUCCACAACAUGAACUAUAAGUGAUCAACACUGUGUCUACGAAUGUUUCGUGAAGAAAAAGAGAACAAAAACAGAUUUUGUUUGAUAUUUAAAAAUAGUUCCUCUUGUUUACAUUUGUACGGUUUGUCUAUGAGCCUUUACACAAUCUUGCCGUUCUUAUACAACCGAAACGUAUCGAUGUCCGUGUCGAAAUAUAAAAUAAACUUGUGUAUUAAUUUAUUGUUAUUGAACAAAUGCAGACAUGUACGAAUAGAUAAUCAUGAUUGUUCUUGUUCAACUCUAAUUUGUGUGGGUUUAUUUGUAUUUUUUGUUUUGCUUUCUGUGCCCAUGAACUCAAAACAUGUAAUGUCAUCCUCACUAAGAUACGAAAACAACAAAUAAAAACAAAUAAAAACAAAACGUAAGAUUGAAAAAAAGAA
Molecule: messenger RNA, 1613 nt
Organism: Mytilus californianus (California mussel)
Lineage: Eukaryota; Metazoa; Mollusca; Bivalvia; Mytilida; Mytilidae
Exons: 5
Coding region: 84-755 (223 amino acids)
Biological process (GO): signal transduction
Molecular function (GO): protein binding
Source: RefSeq, a predicted model, not a curated record